AUGUCGUUCACACGAGCCCUUGCAAUCCGUCGCGCAGCCAUCCCGAGGAGCAUCCCGCGGGCCUCAAUGCCCAUCGCAGCAGCCAGGCAAGUCAGAUGGGACAGCGCCAAGUCGAAUGACGGAGACCUCGGCGGGCCGGGCGGCCAGGAGCCUGUGCCUCCCCAAAGCGGCGCGUCGCAGAGUUGGCCUACCCUGGCAGCGAUCGCGGCUGUGGGAGUCGGCGUCGGGGCCUACUUGGUUCAUCUGAAGGGGAAGCCAAAGGGCACGAGGCCGCCUGGCGCAGGGGAUUUUGAUAAGCUUGCGGAGAAAGUUACGCCGGGAAAAUAA
This is a messenger RNA of Colletotrichum gloeosporioides, 327 nucleotides long. RefSeq lists its product as uncharacterized. The transcript is spliced from 2 exons. The record is from RefSeq and is a predicted model, not a curated record. Lineage: Eukaryota; Fungi; Ascomycota; Sordariomycetes; Glomerellales; Glomerellaceae. The coding region runs from base 1 to 327 and encodes 108 amino acids.